Molecule: messenger RNA, 477 nt
Organism: Diabrotica virgifera virgifera (western corn rootworm)
Lineage: Eukaryota; Metazoa; Arthropoda; Insecta; Coleoptera; Chrysomelidae
Exons: 1
Coding region: 1-477 (158 amino acids)
Molecular function (GO): zinc ion binding; nucleic acid binding
Source: RefSeq, a predicted model, not a curated record
AUGCCAAAGUCGAGUGAAGUGAGCACUAAGCAUGUCAAAAAAGCUAACAAGAAAGACAAGAAAAACAUAACCUGCUUCCGGUGUAAACAAAAAGGUCAUUAUAUGAAUAAGUGCCCUAGUGCUAAUAAUAAUGCGUUUAGUGCAACAUUCUUAAGUGGAAAGUUUAAAUCUACAGAUUUUUAUGUCGAUUCUGGAUGCAGCACGCAUCUUACAGCGAGAAAAGAUUGGUUGACAAAUAUCCGAGAUGCAAAUUCGUCGAAUAUAACUGUGGCUAACAGUGAAAGUUUGGAAGUGAAAUGUGCUGGUGAUAUGAAGGUAACCACAAUUGUCGAUAAAAAGAGAUUAGAGGUAAGCAUCAAUAAUAUAUUAUAUGUUCCUGAUCUCACAACAAAUCUUUUAUCUGUUUCUCAAUUGAUUAAAAAUGGAAAUGAAGUUAUAUUUGAAAAUGCAGGUUGCAAAAUAUACAAUAAAAAUUGA